Macroventuria anomochaeta is the source of this 1256-nucleotide messenger RNA. RefSeq lists its product as uncharacterized. Gene Ontology annotation, biological process: mycotoxin biosynthetic process. Bases 275 to 1150 code for a protein of 291 amino acids. NCBI's taxonomy places the organism in Eukaryota, Fungi, Ascomycota, Dothideomycetes, Pleosporales, Didymellaceae. The transcript has 2 exons. The record is from RefSeq and is a predicted model, not a curated record.
CACCAAUGUCGUGUUGGAGGGCUUGUGACCUUCCUUGCUUUGUCCGGAACUAAGACACCCGGCCGCUCGGCAACAAUACAAAGCGGCGCGGUUGGGACGAGUUCCCAUUCAUCACUGGUCCGAGCUUCGGAGCGCAAACACGGCUGGGCGUAAUGCGCGUACUGAGCCACAUUGGCAGCUGGAGAACGUGAUAUAGUUACACCGGAGAUGCAACCUUCUUCUGCCGCCGUUGCUGCUGCCUUCCUAACUCCGCUAGAGCAUUAUUACUGAAGCCAUGGAACGACCACCUAGGUACCAACCUGUGAGCGCAGAUGAGGAGGAAGAGAUCGUGAGACAGCUUGAAGAAGAGAAGGAUGGCAUCGCUUGGAACAACAAUUCCACGGAGAUUAUUCCGACAAACACACGCAGCUUCGUCGCUUUCAUGUCACUGCUGCUGCUAUCCCUCUCCGCAAACGUGCUAUUGGUAAUGGACAAUGCAAAACUGCGAAUCUUGACUCACAGUGCUGGAAAGACGCCUUACAGUGGUCUGACCUUUGACACUCCUGUCGCUUAUGAACCUAUAUCACCAUUCUGGAACCCCUUUAUCAGUACCCAGGAAAUGGACGUAGCGUGGGAUUCCAUCGACACCAACCCUAUGGCAGUGGCACUUCACGACGACUUCGUGCGCAAGGUUGGACUGCCUCCAUCUGGCCGUUUUCCAUGGGAUACAGAGCGCAGCAUCUACUACCUGAAAGGGAUUCACGAUUUACACUGUGUGAAGUACAUUCGCAAGGCUAUCACAGUGAAGCACACCGGUGGCAACCAGACCUUCGACUUCCACCACAUUAAUCAUUGCCUGAAUGGCUUGCGACAAGAUAUAAUGUGCGCAGCUGACGACACUCCGAUGCCAGCUCUGGCGGAACACAUCGGCGCUGAUCAGGUUCGGAAAUGUCGUGAUUGGAGUAAGAUGACCAAGUGGGCUACACAACUGGACCGACAUGCUUGCUACAAGCUCGACGAUUAUCGUGAGGCCACCAACACCCUCGAACAGUUUGCAUUUUGUCCGCCCGGGUCGCCUUAUCAGCCCAUCCAACAGGCUUACUUCGACUACCAUGGACAUAAGGAUCCAUACGAGGUCAAGGAUGACGACGACGAGGUCGUAAUAUUCUGAAAGCGCUUGUGUUCUGAUCGACAGGAGUUAUGUUGGACGGCAGGUUUGCGCAGCGCAUCUCAAAUGAAAGUGCAAUACACCAAAGUCUGCUCCAACUCAAUUUCAA